Messenger RNA from Lytechinus pictus (painted urchin), 2739 nucleotides. RefSeq names its product dnaJ homolog subfamily C member 1-like. Gene Ontology annotation, cellular component: endomembrane system. NCBI's taxonomy places the organism in Eukaryota, Metazoa, Echinodermata, Echinoidea, Temnopleuroida, Toxopneustidae. The record is from RefSeq and is a predicted model, not a curated record. The transcript has 10 exons. The coding region runs from base 1 to 1470 and encodes 489 amino acids.
AUGUCUUCUAAUUCGAGUGCUGGUCAGGCAGACAUCCGUAGAGCUUACAGAAAACUCAGCCUUCAACUUCAUCCGGAUAAAAAUAAAGAAGAAGAUGCAGAAGAAAAAUUCAGGCAGUUAGUAGCAGUCGCAGAGGUUCUCAAAGAUGAGGAGAAGAGGAAAAAGUAUGAUGAGAUCCUUGAGCAUGGCCUACCAGAUUGGAGACAACCGGUGUUCUACUACAGAAGAGUACGCAAGAUGGGACUCCUUGAACUCGGCCUCUUACUCUCUGCUAUACUCAGUGUAGGCCAUUACCUUGUAAUCUGGUCAAUGUACUUUGAGAGGAAGCUGGAAAUAGAAGCCCUGAUCAAGCCAAAGAGAGAAAAGAAAGGCAAGAAGGCAAGCAAACAAGCCACCAACCAACCCACGACUGAAGAGAUCACCCAAGCUCUCUUACAGGAUCCCAAUAUGAUUAAGAAGCCUAGCCUUGCUGAUAUCCUCCCAUGGAAGCUCGUCUGUCUGACCUUGGGCAUCGUCCAAGGACUUCCUGGAGCCUACAGGAGCAUCCUGGAACAUUGGAGAGCAAGGAGGAAAGGAGAAGAGAAGGAGGAGGAGGAGGAGGAUGGUGGUGGAGAUGAGAGUAGCAGAAGGAAGGAGCAAGGCCCAAGGGAGAAGCAAAGAAUGGAUCCAGCAAUGUAUGAUUAUGAUCGGUCAGCCAGUGCCUCUGUGACGAUGAAGACUGGUGAGGAUGCAACCAGGGCCAACGGUCUUGGACCGCAUGGGGAUGGUGACUCCUAUAAAACCAAAACAAGUUUUGAAUGGUCAGCCUCAGAGGUGUCGAGUCUAGUAAAAGCGAUGACUAAGUUUCCUGGUGGAACAACAGACAGGUGGACAAGGAUAGCGGAGGAAAUCAAGAAACCAGUUGAUGUGGUUACCAAGAAAGCUAAACAACUGAAAAGUCAAAAAUAUGCAACAAACAUUGAUGCUGCUGCACAAGGCAUCACUGGGGGUAUUCAACACACGGUACCAAGCAAACGAACCGGUUUAGGGAUGACUGAUGACAUCAUGACCCAUUCGACCAAUCAGAUAGAUUUGGAUGAUGAGUCUCAUGAAUAUUCAUCAGAGGCUGGAUUUAAAAAGAACAAAGCCGUUAAAGCUGUUAAAACGAUAGAUAGAACUCUUAUGAUCGCCAGUGAAGCACAUAGCAGCGACCAAAGAGGAAAUGAUACCGCCGUCAGUAAUAAAGUUUUACAAAAUAGAGAAGUGGAUGAGCUUGUCCAUUCUGGUGUGGAGAGUUGUGCAUGGACACAGCGUCAGCAAAAGAUUUUAGAGAAAGCAAUGCAGGUUUACCCAAGAGGCUUAGAUGAUAGGUGGGACAAGAUUGCAGAUAGUGUACCAGGCAAAUCAAAGGAGGAGUGUAUAAUUCGCUUCAAGGAACUCGUUGAGGUUGUCAAAAGGAGAAAGCAGCAAACAACUCCAGCCCAAAGAUGAUGCCUUAGAAAUCACAUUUACUCAUUUCUUUUUUUAUUUGUUUUUGUGGUAAAUAGAAUUUUACAACUCGCCUUUUUUUUUUUUUGGGGGGGGGGGCAUUUUAUGACGAAACAAGGUGAUCAUAUGAUUUAACGCUACAAUGCUACAAAUGUUUUUAGUGUACCAAACAUUUCAGGGACCUAUAUUAUCAUAAUAAAGACUUGUUAUAAUAUCAAAUCCUCAAUUUCUAUUACAAAUUUACUGUCAACCAAUCAGAUUGAAGGAUUUCAGUAGCUUUUAACUGUUGUUGCAAAUUUGUCAUUAUCAAAAGUUUUAUGAAAUGGGUCCCUGAUAGAUAUUGCAAAUUUUAGGAUUACCAGUGAAAGUCAAUCAAAGCCUUUCACAACAUUGUCAUCUUGUAAUUAAUUUUUGUCCAUUACUUCUUCCCUCUUCAUGAAAAUUUAAUCCUCAUCCUAAGUUUCUUGAAUUGCAUUCUUUUGCAAUUUUUAGAAAAUGGUUUAGAUUUCCUGAGUUUUUUUUCCUUGUUAUUAGUGAAAGCAUGUUAAGUUUAUAUCAACCAAUGGAGGAAAAAAAUGUUGAUUGCUGAAAAUAUUAACUCAACCUUCAAGAACUUUAUCCAGUAUUUGAUGUGUCAAUACUUUAAAUGAAAUAACAUUUACAUGCCUAUAGUUAUCUAAACUCGUAGCUACUUACCGGACACACCUUUGUUGUUACUAUCCUUAUUUGUUUUGGUGUCACCUGUGCCUGGGAGGCAAAAAGCAAACUGAAUCACUAUGACCAAGGAGAUGUGUUUUUGUGUCACAGUAUUUUUGUUCUCCAUACAUGUUCUUGGAAGCCCAGAGUGAGUAGGACCACAACAUAAAUACAGCACCCUAACUAAUGUGGUAAAUCAUGACAAGGAACCUCUAUGGAAAUAUUUAGUGAUUAAUAAAUAUGAAAUCCCUUUUUAGUGAUUCAUGUCUUUUUACAACGUUCUUUUCCUUUACCAUUUAGGCCCCUCUGCAUACAGAUUCUGCUGUCAUAUGAGAGUAUAAUUGGGUAGUUUGAUAGUUCCCAGCGGAUAUGUACAGCUACCAUAGUUGUGAAUUGUUUUUUUUUUUUUUUUUUCAGGCCCAAUUCGUUUGAAUUUCUUUCAUUUCUCCCUUGUUUUUCAUAGUCAUACAUAACAUUGCCUGUCUUGCCAUAACCAUUUAUCUCAUUUAUGUCCCAGCUGAUGUGUCUGUGAGGGUCAAUUGUAGACAACGCAAUUAAAUAUGACUAUUUCAUAUA